Aspergillus piperis CBS 112811 is the source of this 1055-nucleotide messenger RNA. RefSeq lists its product as uncharacterized. Lineage: Eukaryota; Fungi; Ascomycota; Eurotiomycetes; Eurotiales; Aspergillaceae. The transcript has 2 exons. The coding region runs from base 217 to 846 and encodes 209 amino acids. The record is from RefSeq and is a predicted model, not a curated record.
UAGUCUUACCGGUACUUUUCAGAUAGAAAGUCGGACUGAUCAACGGACGGUCAUUAUUCGCUCGGGCGACGUUUUGACGCUGAGGAUAAUUUCCCUUUGCCGUCCGCGCGCUUCCGGCCCGAAAGGGUUUAGUUUCCCCGCGUGUCUCGCCGCGCUUCUCUUCUUCCUCAACUUCCCAUCGUCAUCAUCCACCUUGAUCCAACUACUACGCCCAUUAUGCCUCUUUUUCCCAUGGGUACGGGCGUCGCUCCUGAGGCAGACUCUUCCCAGAUGGAGUCAGACCCCGUGAAAAGAACCCAGUCACCAUCUGCGGCGACGAAAAUCAAAAACCGGCGCAAGCGCUAUCUGGACAUGCACCCGGAGUAUUUCUCUGCUGAUCUCGAGCUAGCCGACCCGUUGCUGUAUGAUCGCUUAAUCCGUCGAUUCCAGACUCCAGCCGAGAGGGAGGCCGAAGGACGUGCCAAAGGCUUCUCAGGUGUGCUGCAAGCGGACCUAUGUAGAUCCGAGGCCAAGUUCGAGGCUCUUUCCCAUCCUGAUCCUCACGCCAUGUUCAGCUAUACUCGUGGACCCAACGGAGAGAUUCUCGCGGAAGAUCGAGACGAAAUUCCCCCGAAUAAGGAAGAAGGGGAGAAGGCGUGGCGAUGGGAGAUGACCUUGCGGUUCCUAAGGGGUGAAGACGGCGAUUUCGAUUAUACCUCGGUUGAUGACAAUGACGAGUACGACGAUUGGAACGUCGAGCAGGAAAAGUAUUUUGACGAUGAAGAACCAGAGUGGCUUGUUGAAGGAGUAGAUGAUGGAGAAGUCAAGUCCCAUCUACAAGGCGAAACUGGUAUUCAGGAUUUCUGAUGGUCAAAUCAGGACUCCGAUAUCGCUCAUCCGGGUGUUGUGACUUGCCUCGGAAUUCUGGUGGCUAUCUACGCUCAGCGUUCUCCCUCAAGUUAUGCGCUUACCUGCAGGUCCUCGGUUGUUCAACUGCUUUGCGGUUGUGGCUUCGGAGCGGAAGUUUCUGCUGCACUUGUUUGCAGUGUAUUCCCGCUGAAUGGGCAAGCUCAUGU